Messenger RNA from Syngnathoides biaculeatus (alligator pipefish), 3686 nucleotides. It is a transcript of the gene bace2, whose product is annotated as beta-secretase 2. Lineage: Eukaryota; Metazoa; Chordata; Actinopteri; Syngnathiformes; Syngnathidae. Bases 357 to 1877 code for a protein of 506 amino acids. Gene Ontology annotation, molecular function: aspartic-type endopeptidase activity. The transcript is spliced from 9 exons. The record is from RefSeq and is a predicted model, not a curated record. Gene Ontology annotation, cellular component: endosome; membrane; trans-Golgi network. Gene Ontology annotation, biological process: amyloid-beta metabolic process; membrane protein ectodomain proteolysis.
ACAUUUAUUACUUUUAAACAUCUUUCUCCCAUUUCGAACUUGUGCAACACUUGAAAGACGAUCGUUUCUUUUAUUUUGAAAGUACCUGCAGGAAGUAAAUAUGUUGGAAACGUGUUCUUCGCCAAAAAGGCGAAGUAACUUCAAGUUUCUCUUUCCCCACAGCUGCAUUAAAAAAAAAAAAAAAAAAAAAAUCGUCGGCCACAUUGUCAAAAUGAGGACAUGAACAGUUUCUAUUUGGCGUGCGGAAGUCGGCGGUGAUGGAGUUUCAAUAAUGGCUUCCCGACAAACUCCCAGGGCCAAACUUUUGUAACUGGAAUCGUGAGCGCCCCCAAAUUGAAGGAGAAAACAGCAGGACCAUGGCACGUUGUGCUUACGGCACUAUUUUGGCAUUGGUGUGCGGCGUUUCCCUUUUCGGCGUGGCCAAGGGUUCUCUGUCCAUACCUUUGAGAAUCUUCCCGGGGAAGUACAACGUGUCGUCGUCUGUCACUCGCCUGGUCGCGCUCGCUCCCGAUGGGAAGGGUCUGUCGUUGGCCUCCGACCCCGGCGGUCGGGUCGACUUUAUGGACAUGGUGGGCAACCUACAAGGGGACUCCGGAAGAGGAUACUACAUGGAAAUGUUCAUCGGCACGCCCGGACAACAGCUGAAUAUCCUGGUGGAUACCGGCAGCAGUAACUUUGCAGUGGCUGCUGCUUCACACCCGUUUAUUACUCGCUACUUCGACACCGCACUCUCCAGUUCCUUCAGGUCAGAGGGCCAAACUGUAGCUGUCAGGUACACGCAGGGAAACUGGAUGGGGGAACUUGGCGUUGACCUCAUCUCCAUCCCCAACGGCCCAAACGGUACCAUCAGCGUCAACAUAGCCGCCAUCUUGUCAUCGGAGGGCUUCUUCCUACCUGGGAUCAACUGGCAGGGCAUCCUCGGGCUGGCCUAUCCCAUGCUGGCUCGGCCAGAUUCAACCGUGGAGCCCUUCUUCGACUCUGUGGUGAGGCAACUCGCUAUCCCCGACGUCUUUUCCCUCCAGAUGUGCGGCACUGGAAUGUCGGCGGGCGGCUCGGUCGACCCCCCGGGUGGCAGUCUUAUCAUGGGUGGGGCUGAACCAUCUCUGUAUCGGGGGUCCAUUUGGUACACCCCUAUCGUUGAGGAAUGGUACUACCAAGUGGAGGUUUUAAAGCUGGAGGUUGGCGACCAGAAUCUGGACCUUGACUGCAGAGAGUAUAACUUGGACAAAGCGAUCGUCGACAGCGGCACGACGCUGCUGCGACUUCCCGUCAACGUCUUCAACGCGGUGGUGGACGCCAUCACGCGCAGCUCUCUGAUCCAGGAGUUUUCGGCAGGGUUCUGGGACGGGACCAAGCUGGCUUGCUGGAUGAGGGGCGACACCCCCUGGCGGUUUUUCCCCAAACUGUCCAUCUACCUAAGGCACACGAACACCAGUGAAUCCUUCCGCAUCACCAUCCUUCCUCAGUUGUACAUCCAGCCAAUCACAGACGUGGACGGUACGCUGGACUGCUACCGCUUUGGGGUCUCUUCAUCCGCCAACGGCCUCGUGAUCGGCGCCACCGUCAUGGAGGGUUUUUACGUGGUUUUUGAUCGUGCCCAGCGCAGACUGGGCUUCGCACUCAGCGACUGCGCAGUGAACGGCGGGGUGGCUCUGUCCCAAAUCGACGGGCCCUUCUCCGCGGCGGACGUGGCGGCGGACUGUUCGGGCCGGGCGCUGCGGGAGCCUCUCCUUUGGGUGAUCUCCUACGCUCUCAUGGCCGUGUGCGCCGUCAUCCUGGUGGUCCUGGUCCUGCUCCUGGUCUUGCCCUGCCGACGGCGAGGCUACUCCGGGGAGAUAACCGACCAGUCGUCUCUGGUGCGGCACCGCAUCAAGUGACUGAGAGGGGAGGCGCGGGCGACGGGCGCAAUCGGGCUGGGCGCCGGCGGGCAAAGCGCCGCCGCCGAGGUGGAAAAAGGGGUGAGGCCGCACCAUGAGGUUGACGGGGAAGGUUCCGCCACUUUGGAGAGGGACAAUCCUGAUAAACUCUCAAAAGACACUGUCAGUGGUGCGCAAUGAUGUCACGAUUUGUAUUUUAACCCUUGAAGUGCUCCCAUGUCCAUGCGGAUGGCUGAAGCAAAAAUAUGAAUCUGUGCUUUUCUUGGACAAAAUAAACACUCGAUAACUUAGAAUAGUGUCGAAAGAUUGAGAUAUUUUAGUAGUUAAUAAAUUAAAAAAGUAAGUUAUACAUUAUAUAGAUUGUCCCUGCACUGAAAAUAUUUCAUAAUUGGAGUUUUUGGAUUCAUCGCGUACAGCAAACGAAAACUCCACUUUUUUUUUUUUUUUUUUUGGCAGCAAUUGGCCUAAAAAGUAUUUUCCCAUCCACGUACAAAAUCUAUAAAAAUGUGAUUAUUGAAAUAAAUUAACCUUUCCAGCAUGUUCUAAUUUAUUGACAUGUAUCUGUAGCAAAUAGUGAAGCGUUCCAAAAAAUUGAAGGUCGGAUUGAAAGUUCACAAGCUCUAAGGCAGGGGUGUCAAACUCAUUUCCCUCGCGGGCCACAUCGUGGUUCCGGUUUCCAUCAGAGGGUCGUUAUGACUCUGGAACCAUAAUAUUUAAUCAUAUCAUAUUUACAUCAUCAAUCUAUGAAAUAUUUUUGGAAUCAAAUCAACGGUAAUGUGUUUUUCAACUACUCAUGUUUGGUAACACAAAAAUGUAAUAUCUCAACUUUGUCGGUUAUGAUGCGAGACAAUUUGCAAAGACAAUUUUUUUUUUACAAUAAUAGUUGAAAGUGACACUCCGAAUUUGGGUUGGCAGGCCGGAUCUGGCCCCCGGGCCUUGGGUUUGACACCUGUGCUCUAAAGUAUCUUUUGGGUUCAUCGUGAAAUUUCACCCGGAACCAGAAUUUUUGAACCUUUUGUGAGUAGCGCAUGUAUUACAGCUGUCAUUCGCCCAGCAGUUGUAAUCAUUUUUUGGUAGGUCUGUUGCAGCAUGCGUUUCCCCUCCCAUCGGUCACGGACGGUUGUUACCCUCUUUGUUCCUUUUCAAUUCGCCUCCCAAAUUACGGUUACAUGCGAGGAAGGUAAAGCUGCUCGAACGGUUGCUGACCGUAUUGGAGGCCGUGUGUCAGGACCGGUCCAAAUUAUUUGCGUUUUGAGACAAGCUGAUCCACUGUUCCCUUUUGACAAUUUGUUUUUGUAAAAAGGUGAAGAGCGCCUCUACGCUCUGACCAGAAGCGUCUCAAAACGGGCGACUUUCACUUUUCUGUUUACAAGACCAGUUUUUGGGUUGCACUCGUGAAGCCCAAGUUGAUGUACAAUUCUGACGCCAAUUCUGUGCUGUUGUCUUCAUGUAGUUGUACUUAUUGUGUUGGUGUUCAACUGGAUAUUGAAAUGUGUUUGAAUGUGAUUUUUGAAUAUUUCUGAAUUUUGGCACAUACUGCACAUUUGCAACGAAGUAAUACUGUAUUCCUUCUUACUUAACUUACUGACUGACUCAAGAACAGGCACAUCAAAGCUCCUCGACCCGAACAUGCUUUGUAGCUUCUUUUUAAAACCUAAAUGUGGUAUCUAGUGCCAUCUAGUGGAAUAGAUGGCGACUGCAAGCAACUGACCCCCGAAGAAAGCAGAGUUCUUGAAAAUAAAUAAAUAAAAUGAGUGUAUUUUUCAUGUGCUAAGAUUGUAAAUGCUGCAAAUAAAGAACUCAUGACCA